Molecule: messenger RNA, 3277 nt
Organism: Musa acuminata AAA Group (dessert banana)
Lineage: Eukaryota; Viridiplantae; Streptophyta; Magnoliopsida; Zingiberales; Musaceae
Exons: 6
Coding region: 300-2678 (792 amino acids)
Source: RefSeq, a predicted model, not a curated record
UGUUUCCAAAUCGCCGCUUCUGUUCGUCUUCUUCCUUCUCCUCCCUUCUUUCUUCGUGGGAUCUCCUUAAUCAUUCCCCCCUUUCUCUCGACCUCAAGAGGGAAAGAAGCCCCUUUCGUGCCUUUAAAAAUGCCUACAGAUCUCUUCGCCUUUUGCAUCGUUUUAAGGCUUUUGUUUCCUGUUUUUCCGUGUUGAUGGAUCCGCAGAACCAUCGAAUUGGGUCAAAUCAGGGUUUGUGAGAGAAUUCGAUGCGUUCUUUUUAGGGCUUUUUUGACUUCGGAUAUAGGUGGGUGUAGGGAAUGGCGGAUUUCCGGCAGAAGCAGGACACCGCUGACCAGGAAUUCCGACGAGGUUUGGAGGAGCUGGUGCGCGGCCACAUAGACGGAUGCAUGACCGCCGCCCUGGCUUCCUGUAGCUCCGCUGCUUCGGCUGUUGAUAACGAGGACGACCCAGCACCCGGUGGCGGCGGCGACGGAGCCGACCAGCUCGCUCGACGAAGGAGGAGGUCGGACGUCGCGGGGGACGACCUCGCGGAGACGUCUGCUGCCGCGCGCCGCCACUCGCGGAUCCUGAGCCGGUGGGUGGCACGCCAGGCUGAGGAGAUGAUUACCACCAUCGAGAGGAGGAACCGGGAGUCGGAGCUUAUGGCACUCGCGCGGCUCCACACCGUGUCUAUGCUCGACAGUUCCUUCCUACGGGAGUCGCGGCGGUCGCAGACGACCGUCGAGCGCCCUGUGGCCGCCCGGGCUUCGUCCGUUCUCCAGAGGUGGCGGGAGCUGGAGGGCGCAUCGUCCGCGGUCAGAGAGCGGCGAAGCCAACCCGCCCCGUCCCCCGCGGCCACGGCCAACAACAGUCGGAAUGGUCCGGAAAGCCGUAGCCUUGCGGAGUCAAUCGACGGCGCUAAUCUCACCAGUAAUGAGAGCGAAAACAAUGAACACCACGAAGAGGGAAACGAGCCACCGGGAUUAGCAAGCACGGCGCAAGACAGAGAGAGAGAGGUUACGGACGACAGGGAGUCGAGCAGAGAGCAGUCGCCCGAUCUUGGGGACGGUUGGGAUGGCGAGAGGGAGAGAGUAAGGCAGAUAGUUCGUGGAUGGAUGAUGGGCACCGCUGUGGCAGCGGACGCUGCCUUGCGAACCUUGCCACGAAGAGAGAGCCCUAGGAGUGACUGGCUUGGAGAAACGGAACGGGAGCGUGUGCGGCUGGCGAGGGAGAGAGUGCAGCUGGUGAGCCAGCAGAGGCAUGCCCAGGGUAGCAGAACAGGAGAGAUCGAGAGAUCUCGUUCGGCAACAGACCAUGGCAAUGCUUCAGAGCAAGCCCGGAGACACCUGCCAAGGUUACGCGGUAGACAAGCUCUGCACGAUCUGGUUAUGAGAAAUGUGCAAGAGAGGGAGAGGGAGCUUCAGGGCUUGUCAGAGCAUCGAGCAGUUUCUUGCUUUGCUUAUCGCAGUCGAAUUCAGUCCUUGCUUCGAGGAAGGUUCUUGCGAAAUUCUGGACCAACUGAGGAUGAGCGACGCUCUUCUGUUGCAGCUAGAGAAUUAGGUCAACUGAGGCAGCACCAUCCUGUAUCUGGAUUAAGGGAAGAACUUAACUCCAGACAAGAGAGUGUCAUGUCCAGUCAAGCAAACAGUCGAUCCGAUGCAUUUGACAGUCAUGAUACAAACAACCUUGAUGAAUCCCAAACAGAUACUGGAAUUUCUGAGAUAUAUGAAGCAACAACGACACCUGUAACUGUUGAGACGGAAAACAGCACCGAAAGUGAAAAUACAGAAUGGACAGAAUUCACAAGUCAAGUAGAAAAUUGGCAGGAAAAUGCAGUUGGGGAAGAGGAUUGGCAACAGUCUACUGAAGAUAGGUUUAGUGGAUGGCAUGAUGGUAGUGAAGCUGAAUAUAGCGGGAAUUGGCAAGAAAAUAUAGACCAUGCACAGCCUCAUGAAACACCUGAAGGGGAUGCAGAAAAUAGACAUCAUCAAGUGCAUGGGUAUUGGCAAGAAGAUGAUCCUCAAGAGACGCUCCCAAUUUGGCACGACGAAUCUUUACCUCCUCUGCAAGGCCAACAGUCCAAUUCUAUUAGAAGAGUUAAUAGAUUUAUUCUUCCUGAUGAUGAUAAUGUAUAUAGCAUGGAGCUCAGGGAACUCUUAAGCAGGAGAAGCGUCUCUAAUCUUCUUCGCAGUGGGUUUCGUGAGAGUCUAGACCAACUAAUAGAGUCUUAUGUUCGACGGCAAGAACAUAAUCCAUUUGAUUGGGAUUUACAGAGAACGGAAUCUGUAUCUGAUUCACAAGAGGUAGAUCAGGGUCAACAGAGAGAUGAUAUGAUUGAGGACCAGCAAAUUUCCAUUGACGAGACCCUGCCAAUGCUGCCAUCUCCACCGAUGCCACCGCCACAGCCACUUUGGCAUUCAAAUUUGCAUCAUACUAAUUGGACUCGACGGAACAUUCAUAAUUCAGAAUGGGAUGCUAUUAAUGAUUUAAGGGCUGAUAUGGCUAGGCUUCAGGAGGGAAUGAGUCAUAUGCAACAAAUACUGGAGGCAUGCUUCGAUAUGCAGCUUGAGUUGCAGCGUGCAGUCAAACAGGAAGUUUCAGCAGCUUUAAUUCGGUGUUCCAGUGGACAAGGCCUUCAUGAUGCACAGCUCAAAGGGGGAGAUACAUAUGCUAAAUGGAAAGAGCACUUCUUUUAGUUGACCGAGGAUAAAUCUUAGAUUGAUGCGGCACUUAUGGCAUAUCCAACGAAGGAUGAAUUUGAUUUUCCUCACUGAAAGUUGUUUGUGAAAAAUCAUCAGUCUGGUACCUGAUGAAGAAUUAUAUCAAGACCAGAACAAGUUGAAAAAUACAGAGCAUAACAUGGAUAUAUGCAAAUUGAGUAAAGUGGCAUGAUAAAAUUAAACAAACAAACCAUAAUACAGAAAUCAUGAUGGUGAGCUGAUGCACAUGUCUGCAAUUGGAGUUCUUGGGAUGUCUAUAUUUGAAAUAAAGUCAUGGUAACUUGUGUGUAUCGUAACGGAAAAAAAGUUACCUAGCAUUUUAUUGAUCCACUCACAUGUAAAGGCCUCUUGGUGUACAAACGACACCUUAUCCAAUCAAUUGUAGUGCCCAUGUUCCAUCAAAUUCCAAAAUAUCUCCUUUUCCUUGACCAUGUAUAAGAUUUUUAUUCUAUGAAUGCAUUCCUUUUCCUAUUUACAUGGUGCCCAUGACAUCGGAUUGUAUCUGUCUGGACAUGGUGGAACUUCAUCGGUAUCUUAAUAUUCAUGCUAAUGGACUUCUUUUUUAUCAAUACUCC